AUGGAUAAAAAUGGAGAAUCAAUCUUCACUUCAGAGUUCUGGAGAGAGAUAAAUGAACAAUAUUUCAUCGUCUAAUCUCCAGUUUAAAUCGCAGAUAUUGAUAUUCUAAAAAGCAAAUGUAUUGUUAUUCUCAAUCAAAGUAGCUUGGAAUUGCAAAAAAUCAAAAUGUCUAAAACUUCUAAAUAAGUUAAUUAGGUAGAACAAUCGAACAAAGCUGUUCCAAGCAAACCUGAAUAAUGUAAAAACGAGAGUGCAAUUGCUAUUCCUGCAGAGACAAUCAAUAUAGGAACCCAUUUAAAAUUUAAUGGAUGAAAUGAUAGACUAGGUUUGUUUCUCUCAUUUGACAGCUGGAUUAUAGCAAGCCGAAGAAUUAAUAAAAAAUAUAUCUCAAUCUUCAGAAUCAUAGCAAUUGUAGAUUUACAAUAAAGAAGCAAGUUUAUUAUCAAAUCUGAUGCAUCAAAUUGAUUGGCCGGAUGAGUUAAGUAUUUCUAUAGAGCAACAUCAGCAAUAACUCAAUGAACUGACCAGCAUUAAUAAGGAUGCAUUGCAGAGGUAUUCAAAAUACAAUCUAUUUUAGUCUGGAAUAACACACUCAUUAGAUAAACUUAACUGUAUUAUACACAUACAAUAGCCAACAAAUUGGAGAACAAAAAUUGAAAUUGACUAGAUAAAGAAUGCCAAAUUAUCAACACGAAUUGAAUUUGUUAAAAUCACAAAUCAUAUCAUUGCAAGAUUAUUAAUUGGCUGAAAGUGUUGCCAAGGCAAUCUUCAAUGAAUAUAGUAAUUAUCAAAUUAUACUCCUCAGAUAAUACCAUUACUGUCAUCUUAGAUAAAUACUUGACAUCAAUUCCAAUUACUUUAAGCUUAGAGGAAUUUGGUAAUCUCCAGAAAUUAAGAGAGCAACCAUAUGAUUUAUCAACUUAGCAGUGCGGACUCAGGUCAGAUGUAUAUCAAAGAGUAUGAUUGUAGGAUGUAUUUGAAAUGUAAAUGUGCCAUUAUUGUAAAGAGAUGGUCGAAAUCAAAAAUCUGAAAUAGUGUCAAUAUAAUCAUUUUUCAAUGGGACUCCAUGAAUACAAUGAAGAUUUUUUGGUUUGCUAAAGAUAUUAAAUAAAUAGCAAAUAAACGCAAUAAUAUUUUCUAGAUCUGUAUUCUGAAAAUUACGUCAUUGAAGGUAAUGGGAUCAUAAACUAUCCUAGAUUAACAAAUUAUGUGCCAAAGAUACUUUUGCUUAAAAUGUUUAAAGUAUGAUUUUGAUUCCUAUGAAAUUACAUCUUAUCUAUGGAUUUGUCCCCUUUGCAAAGUAUUAUUUCAUCUAUGCAUUUAGGGUUUGUGCACUUGCACACGAUGUGAAAGAAAUGACAUGAUUUAUAAGUUAAAAAGACAAUUCUUAGAGUUAAAUGGAGAUUUGGAGGAAAUUUACAAAUCAUCAUACUUCGAGAGUUUGGUCAAAGAGAAAAGAAAAUAAUUGUCAGAAAUCCCUUUGGAGUUCUUAAAAGUUUAUAAGAACGAGUAAGAAGAAACACUAUCAUAAAAGAGUAAUAAAAGAUAAUUUCAAGUAAAUUCAAUAAGGAGGAAGAUUAAAAAAGAGGAUUCCCAUCUAGUUAAUAAAUGUCAUAAACUAUAUUAAUUAGAAAGCUCAUCCUCUUCACUGAAAAUAAAGAGAUCAAAAGAAACAACAUAUAAUACAAUUAGUAGUAUAGAUUCAAUCCAUUCACAAUUGUAUAUUUAAUGA
Messenger RNA from Paramecium octaurelia, 1732 nucleotides. The record is from the annotation of a GenBank genome assembly. Lineage: Eukaryota; Ciliophora; Oligohymenophorea; Peniculida; Parameciidae.